Messenger RNA from Purpureocillium lilacinum, 1203 nucleotides. RefSeq names its product endochitinase B1. Gene Ontology annotation, biological process: chitin catabolic process; carbohydrate metabolic process. Gene Ontology annotation, molecular function: chitinase activity; chitin binding. The record is from RefSeq and is a predicted model, not a curated record. Lineage: Eukaryota; Fungi; Ascomycota; Sordariomycetes; Hypocreales; Ophiocordycipitaceae. Gene Ontology annotation, cellular component: extracellular region.
AUGGGCGGGGGACCUGACCAAGGCUACCGAUCGGUCGCCUACUUUGUCAACUGGGCCAUCUAUGCUCGCAAGCACCGUCCCCAAGACCUCCCCCUCGAGAACCUCACCCACGUUCUCUAUGCCUUUGCCAACGUCCGCACCGACAGCGGUGAGGUCCACUUGACCGACGGAUGGGCCGACACCGACAUCCAUUGGGAGGGCGACUCGUGGAACGACACGGGCACCAACCUGUACGGGUGCCUCAAGCAGCUCAACCUGCUCAAGCGGCGCAACCGCAACCUCAAGGUGCUCCUCUCCAUUGGCGGCUGGACCUACAGCUCCAACUUCAAGAACCCCGCCAGCACCGCCCAGGGCCGCGCCACCUUCGCCAGGACCAGCCUCGAGCUGCUCAAGAACCUCGGCUUCGACGGCCUCGACAUCGACUGGGAGUACCCGCAAAACGCCGACGAGGCGCGCAACUUUGUCGAGCUGCUCGCCGCCGUCCGCGGGGAGCUCGACGCCUACGCGGGACAGCUGGGCGGCGACACCCGCUUCGAGCUCACCGUCGCCUGUCCCGCGGGCCCGCAAAACUACGAGCGGCUCGACGUGCCCGGCAUGGACCAGCACCUCGACUUUUGGAACCUCAUGGCCUACGACUACGCCGGCUCGUGGGACCAGGUCAGCGGCCACCAGGCGAACCUGUACCCCAACCCAAGCAACCCCAGCAGCACGCCGUUCUCGACCGCCGCCGCCGUCGACUUUUACACCGGCCGCGGCGUCGCUGCCAACAAGAUUGUCCUCGGCAUGCCGCUGUACGGGCGCGCGUUUGAAAACACCGACGGCCCGGGCAAGCCGUACCAGGGCGUCGGCGACGGCACCUGGGAGCGCGGCGUGUACGACUACAAGAAGCUGCCGCUCGAGGGCGCGCAGGACUCGUACGACGACGCGGCCGCGGCGAGCUACUGCUACAACGCGCAGAGCCGGACGCUCGUCAGCUACGACACGCCGCAGAUGACGAGGGUCAAGGCCGACUUUGUCAAGGACAAGGGGCUCGGCGGGGCCAUGUGGUGGGAGAGCAGCGCGGACAAGGCGGCGGGGGACAGCCUCAUCGGCACGGCGGUGCAGUGCCUGGGGGGGCCGGACGGGCUGCUCCAGCAGGACAACUGCCUCACGUAUCCGGACACCAAGUACGACAACCUGCGGGCCGGGUUCCCUAACAACUGA